This is a messenger RNA of Toxoplasma gondii ME49, 777 nucleotides long. RefSeq lists its product as hypothetical. Bases 1 to 777 code for a protein of 258 amino acids. The transcript has a single exon. NCBI's taxonomy places the organism in Eukaryota, Apicomplexa, Conoidasida, Eucoccidiorida, Sarcocystidae. The record is from RefSeq and is a predicted model, not a curated record.
AUGGUGCCUUUCGUGCUCCGUCAGUCUUCCACGUCCAGUCCCGCCUGUCCUGUCUGCUCUUCGUCUCCUCUCCGUGUGGAUGGUCCCACAAAUGCAGAUCGGGCGAUGCGAGACUCUGCGCAUGUCGCUUCACGCGCCUCCACUCCUUCUCCCCGUCCUUUUCUGCACUCUCUGUUGCCUUCGCCUAGUCGGAAUCUCUCAUGCCCCCUGCCGCGGGAUAAGAGUGCAGAAGAGGCCCUCAGUCUCCCGACUCGGCUUGCCGUCCCUAGCCUGUCUCUUCACGUUGGAGAGUUUUUUGAGGAAUACGGAGCAGCUGUUGACAAGGUUUCCUGGCGCGGAUUCGCGGCGAAUUUGAGAAGGUCUUCUCCUGUCGACGCUGUUUCCGCCGUUGCGGACCUCUCUUCUGCUUCUCGUUCCUCCUCUUCCUCGUCAUGUGCUUCGGCGAGCAUCCCGCCUGUCCAACCGCUUUCUCUGCGAGGCGUUGCAUUCGAAUAUGGUCAUGACGUUGUCUCUUCAAGGAGCGAAGCUCUGUUUUUUCCAUCUUUUGAUGAAAAAGAAUUCCUCUCGAGGCCGACGUCGGUGGCAUCCUCUUCUGUUUCACCGUCCUCUGCUGCCUCCUGCGCUGGCCCGUCUUUCUGUUCUUCUCCAGGCCUUGGCGUAUCCGUCGCUGAGUCGAUGUCUCUUCCUCCGAAUUGUGGCAAUGCCCCAGGGAACAGUGGAGACUCAGAUCUACUGGCGACUCUGUCUAGCUCCCAACUUCACACAGGGAAUCCGUAA